ACAAAUGAAAUUGGCAUGAUUUCUGCUUUACAACAUCCCAAUCUUGUCAAAUUGUAUGGAUGUUGUAUUGAAGGAAAGCAACUAUUGUUGGUUUAUGAAUACAUGGAGAAUAAUAGCCUUGCCCAUUGUUUAUUUGGUCCCGGAAAAGGUCUUGUGAAAAUAGAUUGGACUACAAGGCAAAUAAUAUGCAUAGGCAUUGCAAGAGGCUUGGCUUUCCUACAUGAAGAAUCAACCCUAAAAAUUGUACAUAGAGACAUCAAACCCACAAAUGUACUACUAGAUAAGGACCUUACCCCGAAAAUAUCAGAUUUUGGUCUGGCGAGACUAAAGGAAGAGGAAAACACCCACAUUAACACCAAAGUUGCUGGAACUAUAGGAUAUAUGGCCCCGGAGUAUGCACAAUGGGGUUACUUAACUGAUAAAGUAGACGUGUACAGUUUUGGAGUUAUGGCAAUAGAAAUUGUGGCUGGAAAAAAUAACAUGAGAUAUAGCCCGAAUGAAAACUUUGUGUGCCUUCUAGACUGGGCCUUUUUCUUACAACAAAAGGGAGAUAUAAUGGAGUUGGUGGAUACAAAUUUGGGAUCUGAAUUCAAAAAAGAAGAGGCAAAAAGAGUGAUUAAUGUAGCUCUAUUGUGCACAAAUCCAUCACCUUCACUUCGCCCCACCAUGUCUACAGUAGUGAGCAUGCUUGAAGGCCAGACUGCUAUUCCUGAACUAGUCAUGCAUUCAAGUAUUCAUGGUGAUCCAUUGAGGUCCACCGAGUUACGAGACAAGCUUGAUCAAAUUUCACAACAAAACUCUAGUGCAUCUCAUAGUCCUCUUGCUCAGUCAUCCUACACAACAUCAUGGAUUGAUUUUUCCUCUACAUGAUCUCUUUGUCUUUAGUGAGAGUUAACAUUAGAUCUUUUUUUUUUCCCUUUUGUUUUCCAUAUAACUAUGUCUGUAUUAUUAGGUAAAAGUGUAAACUAGAAUUAUUAGCGAACAAUAAAAGAAACUUAUAUGAUUUUAUUAUUCAUAUUGAUGUAUUGUUACUAAAACUAAUACCCGUAAACAAAUUAUGUACAACAUUACCAGGAAAUGAUAUCAACAGUGGAUUUGAUUGAGA
Molecule: messenger RNA, 1105 nt
Organism: Humulus lupulus (European hop)
Lineage: Eukaryota; Viridiplantae; Streptophyta; Magnoliopsida; Rosales; Cannabaceae
Product: probable LRR receptor-like serine/threonine-protein kinase At1g53430
Exons: 4
Coding region: 16-870 (284 amino acids)
Biological process (GO): protein phosphorylation
Molecular function (GO): protein kinase activity; ATP binding
Source: RefSeq, a predicted model, not a curated record